GUGGGAAUAUGGACGUGUAUUAUCUCCAUUGCGUUUUAGUACCUGGGGUCUCAAUGGUAGAACAAAUGAUGUUUGUGUUGCAUAUAUUGAACGGCAAUAUGUAAUUACAUGUUUUUUUUUCUUUAACUGCUUGUGUGUGAAUAUAUGCUUAGAGUUCGAAUUAUUUAUUGCUCUGUGCCUUCUUAUAAUACUAAAAAUCCAGGGAUGCUUGGUUUUGGGUAUCAGGUUGUCCAACGUUUCCAAGAAGGGACCGUAUUGGACCCGGAAAUGCUAACAUACAGGAAAGUUGGUGCAGGAAUUACGCACACCUCCCACUGCAUCAUUUUUCACGUCUCCUUUCGUGCACAAUUCCUGCACCCAAACAUCUGCAUCAAUAAUUUUUCUUUGGAACUAUUUGCCCAAACGAAGUGCAGAACUUGCUGCCGAGUCCCCACAAGGAAUCCUCCAAACACCGGACUGGUUCAUUUAAUAUGGUUUGUUUGUAAAUACCCUAAAUUCCCAUUUCUUUUUUUGUAAGUAGACUACUUAGGCCAUUACGAAACGCUUGGACCCGUCUUCUUCCCCUCACAAUUCACAAAGUCACCUCAGUGGAAAAAAACGUGUGGCGAGAUUCUCCAUUGACCCUUUCUCCAAGUCCACGAGCCACAGCCGCAGCUCCUCCACAGCGACGCCACCUCCACAGCCAACGUCCGCAGCGGCACAGCCAACGUCGAUCUCCACAACCAACGGCGCAGCUCCGACGACGCCAGAAUCCCAAAUCCCCUUUAAGGCUUUAACGUCACUGACUCACUGUAGACUGAACUCUACAUGGUCUCGCAGGGGCUACCGGGCACCGACCUUAAUUUUUCACGUUCCAAGAUAACAUUCAAAAUCUUUCCAGGGACAUAACUUCUCUUUUUGAUAUCUGGAGAUUUUUCAUCCUCUGCUGCUAAAUUGAAAGCAUGCACCUCUGUCCACCCUUCUUCAACCUGUAUGGUACCUCUUGUCUUGCUGUGAUCUGAACAGGACCGGAUGCCAUUCAAGUUGACAGGCUGUGUUGGCAGAAUUGACUGACCCAAUAGGGAGACCGAGAUACCUGAAACGGACUUUAAAAUUUCUGCAAAUUCCGAUAAUUCGAUGAGCUUCAAUAUAGGAAUUGAGGAUAUAUCUCUGGCAGUGCUGCAGGAACUAUGUAACAAGGCAGUAAUGCAAGCAACAGAGCUUGUUAAUGAAACAAAGGAAGUGGUGCUUAACAAGGAUUGCUUUCAGGAAUUCUUGAGGACUAUUUCUGAGCUUAAAAACCUGCUUGGUACAUUGAAUUUCAAGAAAGUUAUUGAUGCAACGGGUUCAGAAUCCACAAAAGCUGCAUUAGAGAACUUGAAUUUUCAGCUGAAGAAAGCCUGCAAGAUCAUUAAAGAUUACAAAUCCGGAAGCCACAUCCAUCUCAUAUUAAAGUCACACUCGAUGCUUUCGCAGAUGCAGGACGUGGCCAAAGAUAUUGCCAGCACUAUUUCUUCAUUUCAGCUGAUCAAUCUUGCUAUGGCUACCCGGAUCAUGGGCAACCUGAGCAAAAUGGAGUUCCAAUCAGCAGCAUUUGCAACAGAUGCAAUUGCUUUAGAAAUAGAGAAUUUAAUAUCCCAGGAAAGUAAAAAUCAGGAGCAUGCUGUAAAGCUCCUGAAGAAGAUUGCAGAAGCUGUUGGUGCUAAUGUGAAUGCAUCCAUGGUUCAAAAUGAGCUGGAACUUCUGAAGCAGGAAAAAGAAGAGAUGGAAACUCAAAAGAAGCAGGCAGAGGCACUUCAGUUGUCGCAGUUGAUACAGUUCUUGUACAGUACAGAAAUUGUUACGAUACCAGACGAUGAGAGAAUUGCCUCAUACCACCAGCAUUAUCCAAUUGAUUCAUUUAUCUGUCCAUUGUGCAAGGAGAUGAUGACCGACCCAGUUGCAAUCUCCUGUGGUCACAGCUUUGAGAGGAAAGCAAUUCGGGAACACUUCCGAAUGGGGGAGAAAAAGUGCCCUACCUGCAAACAGGAGCUCCUAUCACUGGACCUUACUCCAAACCUUUCCCUUCGAAACUCUAUUGAAGAAUGGAAGCAGCGAGACAUGGACUUAAAAUUCCAAGCUGCACUGGCUGGACUUACAUCAAAUGACCAUUCUAGACAGAACAAGGCCUUAGAAGAUUUGCAAGGUUUGCUGGAGAUGCCUUCAUAUGCAGUAAAAUUCGCGGAAGAAGGACUCAUACCAAAGUUGGUGGAGUUACUAAAAGACAAUAUACUAAACGGGGUGGCCACGCUAAAAUGCCUCUACUUCUUGGCUAAAUACUGUGAUAAUCAUAGGGAAUCCAUUGUUACAUCAGGGGCUGUACGCUGCAUUGUGAAGCAGAUAUAUAAAGUUGGAACAGAACCUGUUGCCAUUGCAAUCUUGUUGGAGCUGUCAAAAAGAGAAACCCUUUCAGAAAAAAUAGGAAGUACAAAAGACUGUAUUCCUCUUCUUGUUUCAUUACUCCCUAACGAUAACCUGGAUGUCUCACAGAAUGCCAACAAGGUGUUGCAGAAUCUCUCGUCCAACACACAUUUUGUUGUAAAGAUGGCUGAAGCGGGACACUUCCAACCAUUUGUGGCUCGCUUUAACCAAGGACCUCAAGAAACCAGAACAUUGAUGGCCGCAGCAUUGAUAGAGAUGCAACUCAAGGAGAGCAAUAUUAAGGACUUACAAAACAGGCAAUUCAUACAUAACCUAGUCCAGAUGCUUUCUUCAAGCGCCCCAGCAUGCAAAGUAGCUUGUCUCAAAUCUAUCAAAAAGCUCGUACAGUACCCCAAGAUGGUAAAGAGACUUCUGAAGGAUCCUGUUACAAUACCCCAUUUGCUUGGUCUCAUUUCAUUUGUCAGGUCUGAUCCGCAUGUGAAAGAAGAAGCAGCUGAGAUUCUCACUCUGCUAAUUGGAGCCAGUCAGCACCUAGAACUCGAUAAAUAUCAGGGUUUGCAGGAGCUGCAAUCAAAGCACAAUGUCAGUCUCCUUCUGCAGGGUGUGGCCAACUCUGAUCCUCAAACUAAGGUCCAAUUUUUACGCCUGCUGGUUGAACUCUGCCAUAAAUCAGAGACAACUCAAAACCUAAUUCGAUCAGAUAUGGAUGCAGUUGGGAAACUCUUCUCUUUGCUUCACAGUGACGAGCCCGUCGCAGUGAGACUGUGGACAAUGAAGCUCAUAUACUGCAUUUCUGAAGAUCAUCCGGCUGGGGCUCCACUACCACCUUCUCCUGUAAAAGAAAGAGCAAUUGCGACCUUGGCAUGCAUCCUCACCUCUUCACCAGAUAUUGAAGAAAGGUCCACUGCUGCUGGAAUCAUCAGCCAGCUUCCCAGGGAUGAUCUUAUAAUUGAUGAGAUACUCCGCAAAUCGGACACGUUAAAAGCCAUUCAUGAGGUGAUUUGCAGUGCUGAUGAGGAAAAUAAUGGAACCACGGCACCUGCUUGCCGUGGCAUAUAUUUACUAGAAAAUUCCCUAGCAGCACUUUUACGAUACACAGAUCCUAGCAAGCCUGAACUUCAGAGGCAAGUGAGCAAACUUGAACUGUACCCAUCACUAGUUCGUGUUCUCUCAGGGGGCAGCUCACUAGCCAAGCAGCGGGCAGCCAUUGCACUUGCCAAACUAUCCCAAUCCACGAGCCUAUCACUCUCUAAUGGAACCAUAACAACAGAGCAAGCCAAGGGCUUCACACCCCUGGUGCAUGGGAUCAUGAAGUUCCUACCAAACAUGUCUUGGUGUUGCUCAACCUCACCAGGGAAUGGAAUUUCAUGUUCUGUUCAUGGUGUAGCUUGUUCAGAUAAAGAUACAUUCUGCCUCGUCAAGGCAGAUGCAGUGAAGCCACUGGUACAAACUUUGAGUGAGACAGAGUCCGGUGUAGCAGAAGCUGCUUUAAUGGCACUGGAAACAUUGCUGACAGAACAUAGCACACUGUCUCGUGCUACUGCAGCCAUUGUGGACAACCAAGGAGUGGUGGCCAUUCUACAAGUCUUGGAGAAGGGUUCCCUGUCUGCCAAAGCUAAAGCCUUAGACCUCUUCCAGAAGAUUCUAAGCCAUACACAGAUCGCCGAGCCACUAUUUCAGCGGUCUGAGGGGAUCCUCAUCCAGCUUCUUCAGGAGAAUGAUCUCAAGAAAAAAGUAGCUUUGGUGCUUAAGCAUAUGAAGAUUCUUCCAGAACAAUCUUCUUACUUCUGAAUUCCUUUGAUUCUAUAGCAUGAAAUUACAGUUAAGAAUUGGGUAUUCAACAGUAGAACACCACAACGGGGUGCAUAGAGAGUUGAGAAAGGAGUGUGACUGUGCCCAAGAACUUCAGCUACGAAAAAUUCAGUAUUUUUCUUGGUGAGAUAAGACUACCAGCAUGCUUACUAUUGGUUCCAAGAAGACGAGAUGUACUGCCAAAAGUAAGCUGAAAAUUCGCAUUCUAUAACUCAGUGAGUUUUAUUCACAAAUUCAAAGAUGGAUAUGGGAAUCUCCGGGAACAAAACAACCAUAAUAUUGCCAACUAGCAUAUUUCAGCAAUGUUGCCCUCGUACAGAAGUCUCUUCCAUCUCCAAAAGGUGGGGUCUUGAGGUUUGAGUCCUUAUUGAUUGGGUGGUCUUAGAGAGGGAGUUCCCUCGAUCCUGCUUCUCCCACUCAACUAAUUUUGAAUGAGCAAUUUUACUCAUCAUCCUUACAUCACACACCACACUUAAUUUUAUUUUAUUUUUGUUUUAUUAGCUAAACUAAUUGAACUAUUUUACUCAUCAUCCAUUACACUACACAUUUGCUAAGGGGAAAAAAAUUAAAAAUUAAAAAAUCAAGUAUGGUGUGUGGUGUGUGAAUGAUAAGUAAAAUUUUUCAAUUCGAAUUCCACCUUUCAUUCAUUCUCCACCUGCAGCGGCAGCUGAAAUUAGAUUCUGUGAAUGAAGCCAUUAAGUGCAGUCCAAAGUCAACUUCGAAGAUAGACUGAGCAAAAUAAGAUAGUUACUCUUAUUUUAUUUCUUGGAAAUUAAAGUCUAGCGAUUGACAUUAUUUUGUAUGAUUUUCUAUUUUGUAUGAAUUGUACAAUAUGCAAAUUUACAUGUAAAGUCUGCUACACAUGGUCUCCAUUGUCAUCAUGGAUCUAUGGCAUUGAUAAUAUGGAUACAUGGAACUUGCAAAGUCUUAAUAAUUA
Molecule: messenger RNA, 5149 nt
Organism: Carya illinoinensis
Lineage: Eukaryota; Viridiplantae; Streptophyta; Magnoliopsida; Fagales; Juglandaceae
Product: U-box domain-containing protein 44-like
Exons: 5
Coding region: 1117-4191 (1024 amino acids)
Biological process (GO): cell surface receptor signaling pathway; protein ubiquitination
Molecular function (GO): ubiquitin-protein transferase activity; protein binding
Source: RefSeq, a predicted model, not a curated record